UUUUUUUUUUUUUUUUUAAUCCCGUCUUUCCUACUGCUUUGUGGUUUCAUGGCCGGUCUUCUAUUUACAUUCGGAGUUAACGGGGGUAUAUAUAUCAUAUAUUCGGUUCGGACACGGCAGCGUGGGCUGAACAAUGGGGCAUAGAACGCCAGUCUUGGGCGAAGCGGCCAUGCAAAAGAACAGGAAAAGGGAAAGGAAAAGGGAAAGGAAAAGGGAAAGGAAAAGGAAAGGGGGCAAAGGAAAAGGAAAGGGGGCAAAGGAAAAGCUCUCUUGUGCCUGGAUUUUGCUGGGACGAGAAACGGACACGUCCUGAUGUCUUCCACACAUGAUGUAUGGAUUAGCCGACUUCUCCUUCUUCUAGGGCGUCUCUGUGAGAUGCUGCUAUGGAAUAGAGAAGGAAACACGAAGCCAUGGUGCAAUAAACAUGCUGAGGCAUGAUCUCGUGAGGGUAUCAUUCUCAUCCUUUUUUU
This is a messenger RNA of Sodiomyces alkalinus F11, 470 nucleotides long. RefSeq lists its product as hypothetical. The transcript has a single exon. The record is from RefSeq and is a predicted model, not a curated record. Bases 134 to 313 code for a protein of 59 amino acids. Lineage: Eukaryota; Fungi; Ascomycota; Sordariomycetes; Glomerellales; Plectosphaerellaceae.